GGAAUGUAUAGUAACCAUCAGAGUCCUGAAGUGAGAUCUGCACUGAUUCUGCAGCGCUGCAAUAUUUCAUCACUGUCCUACUUCAUCAGAGACUACAAAUAUUUCUGGUGGCCCUGAAGUCUCCUUACUUGUAUAGGAUGCCAAAUGAUGCUGAAGCAAAGAGUACUUCAGUUGAACCUUACCAGAAAAGGUUCAGAGCCAUAUGCAUCGGGUCCACCGGGUUUAUAAUACCCAGCGACGUGUUGUCAUUUCUGCAACAAAAUCACAAACCCACGCGUAUCUCCAAGAUCUAUAAAGAUUAAGCUUUGCAGUCACGUUUGGUCUCGGCGGUGGUUCCAAAGAAUGCUACCAUUCAGGGUUUU
Serpula lacrymans var. lacrymans S7.9 is the source of this 362-nucleotide messenger RNA. RefSeq lists its product as uncharacterized. The transcript has 2 exons. The record is from RefSeq and is a predicted model, not a curated record. Bases 138 to 302 code for a protein of 54 amino acids. Lineage: Eukaryota; Fungi; Basidiomycota; Agaricomycetes; Boletales; Serpulaceae.